Messenger RNA from Glycine soja, 1360 nucleotides. RefSeq names its product mitochondrial adenine nucleotide transporter ADNT1-like. Lineage: Eukaryota; Viridiplantae; Streptophyta; Magnoliopsida; Fabales; Fabaceae. The coding region runs from base 172 to 1164 and encodes 330 amino acids. The record is from RefSeq and is a predicted model, not a curated record. The transcript has 8 exons. Gene Ontology annotation, biological process: transmembrane transport.
CACACGUUAUGUGGAGACGCGCGCAUAUAUAAUUCUAACUUUUCGAAAGGGAAAUCCGCCAACAAGAAAAUUUUUCGUUUCGCUUUGUAUUCUGUUACACCCUCUACUUUUCUUAAUUUCUCUCAUCCUUCUUUCUUUCAAGUGCAAAAUCGAUCUCUCACUGCCUCAGCAAUGGCUGCAGAUGAUGGUGUGAAACCUCCAACUCUCGAGUUUCUCAGCAUCUGCAAGUCUCUCCUCGCCGGCGGAGUUGCCGGAGGAGUGUCACGAACUGCUGUAGCUCCUCUGGAGCGAUUGAAGAUUCUGCUGCAGGUUCAAAAUCGUCAAGAUAUAAAAUACAAUGGAACAAUUCAAGGCUUAAAAUAUAUAUGGAAAACUGAGGGUUUUAGAGGAAUGUUUAAAGGAAACGGAACAAAUUGUGCUCGUAUAGUCCCAAAUUCAGCAGUGAAGUUCUUUAGCUAUGAGCAAGCUUCCAUGGGUAUUUUAUGGCUCUAUCAGCGGCAACCUGGAAAUGAAGAAGCACAGCUCACUCCUAUUCUGCGUCUAGGAGCUGGCGCAUGCGCGGGAAUCAUUGCCAUGUCUGCCACUUAUCCAAUGGACAUGGUGCGAGGAAGGCUAACCGUUCAGACAGAAGCAUCUCCUUGUCAGUACAGAGGAAUUUUUCAUGCUCUUUCAACAGUCUUCCGGGAAGAAGGCCCUCGAGCUUUGUAUAAAGGCUGGCUACCAUCAGUCAUAGGAGUUAUACCGUAUGUGGGUCUUAAUUUUUCCGUAUAUGAAUCUCUGAAAGACUGGUUGAUUCGAUCUAAACCAUUUGGGAUAGCUCAAGACUCUGAGCUAAGUGUGACGACAAGGCUUGCAUGUGGAGCUGCUGCUGGAACUGUUGGCCAGACUGUGGCUUACCCACUUGAUGUCAUUCGCCGAAGAAUGCAAAUGGUGGGAUGGAAAGAUGCUGCUGCUUCAGUAGUUGCUGGUGAAGGGAAGAGCAAAAUUGAGUAUACUGGCAUGGUUGAUGCAUUCAGGAAAACUGUGCAGCAUGAAGGAUUUGGAGCAUUAUACAAGGGCCUAGUUCCCAAUUCAGUGAAGGUUGUCCCUUCUAUAGCUAUUGCUUUCGUGACAUACGAGAUGGUCAAGGACAUUCUUGGUGUAGAAAUGAGAAUAUCUGACUGAAGAAUUUAGCAAUUCGUUUUGGGAUUUUAGAGGAAGUUGCCAGAGGUGGUAAUUUAUUAUUUCAUUUUCUAUAAAUGAAAUUUCAAGAUUCAAUUGUAAAAUACUAGCAGUAAAUCCUAACGAUAUCCACGGGUUAUCUUUACUCUGCAUACUAUUUUCAUUCAGUAGUAAAUUAGCAAUAAGUUUUGUGUGAGCA